This is a messenger RNA of Neolamprologus brichardi, 1138 nucleotides long. The record is from RefSeq and is a predicted model, not a curated record. Lineage: Eukaryota; Metazoa; Chordata; Actinopteri; Cichliformes; Cichlidae.
UGAUCUCAACCAGGUGCCUGUUCCCGUCAUGCUGCUGCCCGAUGACUUCAAAGCCAACACUAAGAUCAAAGUCAACAACCACCUCUUCAACAAGGAAAACCUCCCAGGACAUUUCAAGUUCAAAGAAUACUGCCCUCAGGUCUUUCGAAAUCUAAGGGAACGGUUUGGUAUUGAGGAUCUGGACUAUCAGGUGUCACUGACUCGCAGCCCACCUUUCAGCGUUGAUGAUCAGGGAGAAGGCCUGCUCCUUAACUCUUACGACCGGACGCUGGUGGUUAAGCAGAUCUCCAGCGAGGAUGUGGCAGACAUGCACAACAUCCUGUCAGAGUAUCACCAGCACAUAGUGAAGUGUCACGGGAACACGCUGCUGCCACAGUUCCUGGGUAUGUACCGCGUCACCGUGGACAGCGAGGAGACCUACCUGAUGGUCAUGAGGAACAUGUUCAGCCACAGACUGGUGGUGCACAGGAAGUACGACCUCAAGGGCUCUCUGGUGGAUCGGGAAGCAAGCGACAAAGAAAGGCCUGGUAAAAUAACCCAGAUUGUUCUCUGCCUUUUAAUCUCAGGAGCCCCUCAGAGGGAGGUCUACUUCAUGGGCCUGAUUGACGUGCUCACGCAGUACGACACCAAGAAGAAAGCCGCUCAUGCAGCAAAAACUGUCAAACACGGGGCUGGUGCUGAAAUCUCCACAGUCCACCCCGAGCAAUACGCCAAAAGGUUUCGUGAUUUCAUCUCAAACAUAUUUGCGUAACACUGCCACAGGUCGAUCCAAUUGAGAGCUAAAAGUCUUCUACUAUAGACUAAAAGUAGUAUGCACACACACAGGUCAUUCUUUAGAGUUGAUGAUCUGAGGCAAGACUUAAGUUGUAGCAAUAUAAUAUACUACUUCUGAUGCAUAUAUUUAUUUUUAAGAUGUAUUUCUGUAGAUGUUAACACUUAAUGAAUUAACUCUGGAGCAAUAGGGUACCUGCUGUUGAUCAGUGUUGAAAGUGUUAAACUGCAUCUGUGUAAGUUCAGAUAUUAUGUCUCUUUCCUCGGCUUUACUUUGGUUUUCCAGCUGUGAACUUAACUUAGAUUGAUUCAACUUUUGCUUUUGCAGAGGAUUAGAUGAGAACACUAAUUUCAUGUGUGAAAUAAA